Ogataea philodendri is the source of this 801-nucleotide messenger RNA. RefSeq lists its product as uncharacterized. The transcript has 3 exons. Bases 1 to 801 code for a protein of 266 amino acids. Lineage: Eukaryota; Fungi; Ascomycota; Pichiomycetes; Pichiales; Pichiaceae. The record is from RefSeq and is a predicted model, not a curated record.
AUGCUGAAUGCGCGUGUAGUCGGUGUUGAGGAAAGUACCUUGGGCGAUCGGCUCGGCUCCGGAGGGAGAGUUCUUGAAGAAGAUGGCUGGAGAGUUGGUGAAGCUGACAGGAACCACCGCGGUAGCAAUCGACAGGUUCUUCUGGUGCAAGAACCGCUGGAACUUGGCCACGUUGUUCGAGUUGUUGGUGGCCUGACUGAACACAGGGUUAAUUGGAAGCCGUCUGAAUCCGUACUGAACCACCAUCGAGUCCUUGGACUUGAUCGGCUCCUCUCGGCAGAGGCAAGCGACUUGAAUCCACGGUACCGGGCCAGUCUCUUGGUAGCAGGCUCGUCUGGAUGCAGCUCGAUUUCGUCUGGGAACUCGAGUUCCUCUCUUUCUCUCUGCUUGAACGCCUCAAGCUGUCUAGACUCCUCUUCCGGCUCCAGGUCCAUGUGCGAGGCGUCGUCGUUGUCCAUGUCGUCUGACUCCAUCUCGGAAUCGGCCUCCUCGUUGGACUCGAGUCCGCGCUCCUCAAUCAGCUCCUCGAGCUCCUCGUCGUGCAUCCAUCUCGCCUGGUACUCGGAAAUUCCCUUUGGAAGCCGUUUCUCAGUUUCUCCGUCUUCCUCGUCCUCGUCGAUCUCCCAGUCGUCCUCGUCGCUGAUCAUGUCAACCUCCUCCAAAGCUUCUCCUUCUUGCAACGGAUCUAGAGACUCGCGCUCAGAUCCAGCUCCAAACACCUCGGGCUCCUUUGAAAUCCGCUCGAUGCGUGAGACUGCAAAAUCACCAAGGUCUGGAAUAUGCACCAAUCUGUCGGGAUGA